UUGUCCAAGAUGGCGGAAACAGCUAAAAAAGCUAAAAAGAAAAAGGGGAAGACUUUGGCCCUGACCGAGUUCUUGGCAAAAGAUGGCGAAAACGGAUCGUCGACUGUUACUCAUGCGGCUAUAUACUCAGCUAGAUCGACGAGCUGGGCGGACGAAAGUGAGAGCCUAAGCACUGAAGUGGACACUACAUGGCCUGAAGAGGCUUAUGGGGGAAUCUCUACAGGCAAUAAACUGCGUGCAGCAAUGGAUAGGGCCUCUCUUCCAACUGCACCAAGGGCAUCCAGAGGCCCUGACAUAGAUGUUACCAAAGUUCCUGAUGAUCCCCCUUACACAGCAUUUCUUGGAAACCUUUCAUACGAUGUUGACAGGGAUGACAUCUUUGAGUUCUUUGCCGGCAAAAAGAUCACUGAAGUGAGGCUCCCCCAAGACAGUAAUGGGCGACUUAAAGGGUUUGGCUAUGCAGAGUUUGUGGAUAAGGAGUCUCUUGUGGCUGCUUUAACUCUAAACAAUGAGCAUCUGAAGAACAGAAGAAUACGAGUCGACGUUGCUGGACAACAACAACAGCAAGAACGCGAGCGCGGUGACCGGGAUCGGAGUAAUGAACCUGAUCGCACAGAUAGUGAUUGGCGAAGCAAACCCGAACCUCCCCCAACCCAGAAUGGUAACAACGACAGAUAUAACGACGAUGGUGGAUCCCGUGAUCGUUGGGGUCCUCGAGGAUACGACGGUGGACCUCGGGAUAGAUCGGGUUACCGAGGAUAUGACGAUGGACCUUCUUGGGACAGAUCAGGUGGAAGGGACCGAGGGUACGAUGACGGACCUCGGGGCAGAGACCAGGGAUACCAGGACCGCCGAGGAGACGAUCGGUACGGGGACCGUGACAGGGGAAAGGGAUUUGGCAGCAACUGGGAUUAUGGAGACAGAGACAGGCGAGACGACAGAGGUCAAGACCGUUACGAUGGUGGCCGAGAUCGCCCCGAUGAUCGACGAUAUGGAGAUCGUUACGGUGGCGAUCGGGGAGGCGGAUAUGGCCGAGACCGUUACGACGAUCGCCGAGGUGGUGAUCGUUAUGGGGGUGAUCGAGAUCGCUACGGCGGAUAUGGCCGAGAACGCUACGAUGAUCGCCGAGGGGGUGAUCGCUACGAUGAUCGCCGAGGGGGGGAUCGUUACGAUGAUCGCCGAGGGGGUGAUCGAUACGAUGAUCGCCGUGGUGGCGACCGUUACGACGAUCGUCGAGGUGGAGAUCGGUAUGGUGACAGAGAUCGAAGGCGUGACAACGAUGACCGCGAGAGAAGCUCAUGGCGUGACUUAGACCGUGGUCGCGAUUCAAGGAGCGACUUUGAUAGGGACGAGAGAGAGCCUGUCAGAGAGAGGCCAAGGCUUCAGCUCCAGCCUCGCACUAAACCGGUGGAAGAAAACAAAGACGAAACUGUAACAGACAGUUCUGUGUUUGGCGGCGCCAAACCUGUCGACACGGCCGCGAAAGAGCGAGAAAUCGAAGAGAAACUGGCCCGACAAAAACUUGAAGACGAAGCAAAAUUGAAGGAAGAGAAAGAGAGACAGAGAGAACGACGAGAGCGUGACGAAUGGCCACGAGGCUCCAGUGGUCGAGCGCGGCGGGACAGCAAUCGGUCGAGCGACGGAGAAAGGGGAGGGAAAGAUCGACGAGACAACCCGGACUUUCGCAGCCGGCGUGACAGCGCGAGGUCCAGUGACGAGGGUUUUCCAAGCAAGGCAGUCGAGCCCGCUUCUCGGGAUAACUCUCGGGGAGGUGGAAAAGAGGCCAAGGCGGCACCGAAGGAGGCACCUAAGGAUGCUCCACCUCCUGCUGUGAAUGUGUGGACGCAGCGGAUGGAGCAACAGAAAGCGGCAUCGACGGGAACGGCUGAGCCAAAGAGUCCCACCGAGGAGCAUAGAGUGGAGAUCAACGUUGACAGUAGCACCAUGACAGUGACGUCUCCCACCUCUCCCACCUCUCCCACCUCUCCCACUUCCUCAGAGAGAAAGAGUUUCCCCAGCAAACGGUCUGGCCCUCGAAAGGAGUUCAGAGAAGGCGGGGGUCCGCCAAAAGGCAGAGGCAGAGGGAUACGCCCUGAGCGAGGAGAACGAAGCGAGAGAAUUGACAGAGGCGACAGGGCAAGCGUGAAUGGUCCGGACGGAGGUGGUAGAGGAGUGAAGAAGGAGAAGAGGGAACGGAGACCUGCAGAGCCUAAGAAAUACGAGGAGACCCAACAACCGGUCUUCCACACAAAGAGCAAAUUUGCUGCUCUCUUGGAUGAUGAAGAGCCAUCCGAACAGGACACACAAGAACAGUUAGACGCCGAAGACGAGACGUGAUGACAUCUCUCUGUUCCUUUUUUUUAAUAUUAUUACAAGUUGAACAAAUGAAUUGCAAGCCCCAGAUAAAAAACAUUGGUGUAAAUCGUUAGGUCACCCUUCUGCUUUACCAGGGCGCAUGCUAAUUGAUGGAAACCGCUGGCGUUUGUUACGACGUGACCGACUUGAUUUGGUUGUAAGCACGGACACAUUAGGUAGACCAGUGCAAGCCGCAUUUCAUAAAUUUGAACUUUAAUAUAUUUUGGUGAGAUUCUAUGAAUGAGAGGGUUCGACUUUGCAUUUUUCUUUCCUUCGGUCUUAGUAGCUUUGAUGAUAUUUUAAACUACUGGUUUCACUAAUUAUUUUGGACAACUUCGCUGCUACUAAGUUGUUUCUUUCCGUGAAAAUGUUGUUUUUUCGAUUUUUUUUCUAUUGAAGGUGAGAUGGAUUUAACCCUAUUUUCUUAUCUUGACUCGUUAUGCGAUCGCGUAGAUUUGGAUGAAAUUACUUUUUGUGUUGGAAGACGCCUGUUUAAGUGAAGCUUUGUAAGUCUAAAGAGUUUACUUUCGUGAUGUUAGUCUUAAGAGUAGGUUCAUAAUCGAUGAUUGCUGCUAUUAUAUAAGAUAAAAUGUGCACUUUGGUGCAGUUUUAUUUUAUUUUCUACCACAAAAGUGGUAAUUGUGGAAACGGUUAAACGAGGGUUGAAAAUCCGUCCAGUCCUCAUGAAGUGUUUUUCUGGUCGUGGGGGAGGGUAGAGGAACCCUCUCAAACUCAGUGAUCAAAGACUUCUUGUCGUUCGAAACCUCUUUUUUUCUUUUCUUUUUUUUUUUUUCGUAUCACUGAAGUCCAUACCAACUUAUUUAAAUACGAUUACCUUCCCCAGUGAGAAGUUAAAUUUAUUGGCUCGGAGCAGUAAUGAAUGCACUUAACGAUGGUGCAGUGAUUUUAAUAAAAAGUUAUAGUCUUGUUCA
Messenger RNA from Pocillopora verrucosa, 3287 nucleotides. RefSeq names its product eukaryotic translation initiation factor 4B-like. The record is from RefSeq and is a predicted model, not a curated record. NCBI's taxonomy places the organism in Eukaryota, Metazoa, Cnidaria, Anthozoa, Scleractinia, Pocilloporidae. Gene Ontology annotation, molecular function: RNA binding.